AUGAAGAGUCUCGUUGUGAUUGGCGCCUUUGUCUUCUUGAUAUCAGCCGCUCCAUUGCAAGAACGAAUCGAACGAGCGAUUGCCGCUUUGCGAGCCGCUGAGUCUGCCGGAGAGUUCGCAAUCAAUACGCCAAAUGGAAUCUACCCAAUCAGCAAGAUCAAUGAGGAGAACAUUCUCAAUGUUUUCAGCUUUCAUCCAUCAAUUGCCGCCGUUGUGAAAGCGAAGAAAGUGAGAGACGCUGGACAACAACCAGCUGCGGAUCCGAGUCCAUAUGAUGCACCACUUGUCGAAACACCGAACAACGUUGAGGAGAACAAAGUUGAGGGAACUCCAGCAGAAGUGAAGCCUGAAGAAAAGCCAGCUGAUGCUGGUGGAUACGAUGGCCCAGUCCUUGCUGUUGACCCACCAAAGCCAGAGCCUAAGCUUGAGGAGAAACCGGCUGCCACAGAUGCCACUGGUGGCUAUGAUGCACCUGUAGCUGUACCAAAAGAAGAAGUUAAAACAGAGACUCCGGCUGAGUCAAUGAAACCUACAGAAGAAGUGAAACCAGAAGAAAAACAGACGGAAAAACCAACUGACGCCGGAGCUGCUGAGAGUGGAUAUGAUGCCCCCACUGUUCAAGCUGAACCCAAGGAAAAAUCGGGGCUUGAAGGGAAUAAAGUUGAGGAGAAACCGGCUGGGGAACCUGAAGCUCCAAAGCCCGUCGAAGAGGUGAAAUUGGAGGAAAAGCCGGCAGAAGCUGGAGCUGCGGCUGGCGGUUAUGAUGCGCCUGUUGCUACUGAGGCUACUGAGACUGAGAAAACUCCUGCAGCUGAACCCGAGAAGCCAGCCGACGCAAAACCUGAAGAAAAAGCCGAGGAAAAGCCUGCUGAAACUAGCCCAGUGGCGUCUGAAGGAUAUGAUGGCCCGACUCCUGCUGAAUCCCCGGCUGCAAAACCUGAAGAGCCCAAACAUGAAGAAAAGGAAGUUGAGAAACCAGCUGAUGAGUCGGUUCCUUCCACAGAAGCUGAGAAACCAGCUGCUGAAGAAGCAGUUCCUGAAGUGAAAGCUCCCGAGACCCCAGCUGCUGAAAAGCCAGCAGAAGCAGCAGGAAAUGCUUCCGAAGGUUAUGAUGCACCAGCUGAGUCCGCUAAACCAGUCGGAGAACCAAAGGGUGCAGAGGAAACACCCGAGAAACCAACUGAAGCUGGAGCGGCUAAUGGAUAUGAUGGUCCGGCUGAGAAAGCAGAAGAGAAACCAGCCACUGAAAAUGAGACACCAACUGCUGAAGAGCCAAAAGUCGAAGAAACUGAUAAAGAGACUGUGGAAGGAAGUGGGGAAAAAGCGGAAGAGAAAGAAGAGGCACCGGAAGAAAAGCUCACAGAAAAGAAUGAAGAGCCGGCUGAAGAACCGGCUCCAGUUGCUGAAGAAAAACCAACGAAAGAGGCGGAGAAGCCAGCUGAUGUAGGAACGGCUGCUGAAGGGUACGACUCAGCUCCGACGGAGGGUUCCACACCAGCUGAAGCUGCAAAGCCUGAGGAGAAAUCAGAACCCAAAGAAGAAAAACCGGCAGAGACUGCGGCUAAUGGACCCGCUACUGAGACACCAGCAGUUGAACCUGAAAAGUCAGCUGAAAAAAAGCCGGCUGAGGCUGGUGCUGAAGCUGGGGGAUACGAUGCCCCAGCUGAAAGCCCAACCGAAGCCGCAGAGGUAGAAAAGCCGAAGGAGUCGAAACCAGAAGAGAAAGCUGAGGAAAAACCAGCGGGAGCUGAAGCGGCAGCCGUUGAACCUGAGAAGCCAGCUGAAGGAUACGAUGCUCCAGCUGAGGCUGAGAAACCGGCUGAAGAAGCAAAACCUGAAGAGAAAGCUGAAGAGAAGCCAGUUGAAGAGAAGCCAGCGGGAGCUGAAGCGGCAGCCGUUGAACCUGAGAAGCCAGCUGACGAGGUGAAGCCGGAAGAGAAAGCUGAAGAGAAGCCAGUUGAAGAGAAGCCAUCUGAAGGAUACGAUGCUCCAGCUGAAGCUGAGAAACCGGCUGAAGAAGCAAAACCUGAAGAGAAAGCUGAAGAGAAGCCAGUUGAAGAGAAGCCAGCGGGAGCUGAAGCUGCAGCCGUUGAACCUGAGAAGCCAGCUGACGAGGUGAAACCAGAAGAGAAAGCUGAAGAGAAGCCAGCUGAAGGAUACGAUGCUCCAGCUGAAGCUGAGAAACCGGUUGAGAAGCCGGCUGAAGAAGCAAAACCUGAAGAGAAAGGAGACGAAAAACUUGCUGAAGAGGCUCCAGCUCCAUCAACUGAAGCUGAGAAACCGGCUGCUGAACAAGCUGAGGCUGAGGUGAAAGCUGAGACCCCAGCCGCUGAAAAGCCCGCUGAAGCCGGUGCAGCAGGAGGUUAUGAUGCAGAGAAACCAGCUGAUGAGGAAAAGACCGAAGUGGAGAAACCAUCCGAAUCCGGCCCUACGCCCCCAGCUGAACAACCGUCCACUCCUGUCACUGGUGGAACAGCUCCCCCAGCUGUUGCUCCUAAAGUCGAGCCAACUCUUCCCCCUAUGCCGAUUCCAAACAAUGGAAAAGAUCUUGGAUAUGCC
Mesorhabditis belari is the source of this 2559-nucleotide messenger RNA. Lineage: Eukaryota; Metazoa; Nematoda; Chromadorea; Rhabditida; Rhabditidae. The record is from the annotation of a GenBank genome assembly.